Hyaloscypha bicolor E is the source of this 1104-nucleotide messenger RNA. Its product is annotated as CRAL/TRIO domain-containing protein. The record is from RefSeq and is a predicted model, not a curated record. The annotation marks the transcript as partial. The transcript is spliced from 4 exons. Lineage: Eukaryota; Fungi; Ascomycota; Leotiomycetes; Helotiales; Hyaloscyphaceae.
AUGUCGUCCGAUGGCCCCGCACACCGAGUCCAAUCUGCUGUGGUUGAGUAUGGAUAUCCUCAGGGCCAUCUCGGACAUCUCUCCUCGGACGAAGAAGCAGCGUUCAAGAACUUCAAGAUAGUCUGCGAGGAAAAGGGAUACUACAAACCUGGGACUGGGGACGAGCCUGGUACACACGAUGAUGCUACAUUACUACGCUUUCUCCGGGCCCGCCGGUUCAUUGUACCAGACGCCCUCAAGCAGUUCACAGACACAGAGGAUUGGCGCAAGGCAAACCAAUUAGACCAGCUAUAUGAGACCAUAGACAUAGAACACUACGAAGAGACACGUCACUUGUACCCACAGUGGACCGGCCGUCGCGAUCGCCGCGGAAUCCCCGUCUACGUUUACGAAGUCAAGCACCUAAACAGCAAAACCAUGGCCGCGUACGAGAAAUCCGCCAAAGAGACCAACUCAAAAGCGCAAACGGACGGCAAGACCUCCCCCAAACUCCUCCGCCUCUUCGCACUCUACGAGAACUUAAUAAGAUUCGUGAUGCCGCUGUGCACAGCGUUGCUGGAUAGAGAUCAUCCCCGCACGCCGAUUACGCAGAGCAAUAAUAUUGUGGAUAUUAGUGGGGUGGGAUUGAAGCAGUUUUGGAAUCUGAGGACGCACAUGCAGGAUGCUAGCACCCUGGCUACGGCUCACUACCCGGAAACUCUUGAUCGAAUCUUUAUAAUCGGCGCCCCCGCAUUCUUCCCCACAGUCUGGGGCUGGAUAAAACGCUGGUUCGACCCCAUCACCACCUCCAAAAUCUUCAUCCUGUCACACCACGACCUGCUCCCCACGCUCGAAUCCUUCAUCGAACCCGCCAACAUACCCAAAAAGUACGGCGGGCAGCUAGACUACACGUUCGGCGAUAAGCCGGUCGUCGACCCGGCGAUGGAGCAUUUCAUCAAGUGGGAAGGCGACAGGAAGGAGUUUCCGCGGGGCCCGAUGUAUUGGGUUAAUUUUGAUGAGGAAGGGGAGAAGGGGAAAGCGGGGAAGACAGGCUUCGAUAUGGAGGCGCUGGCCGUUGGUGCGGAGGGCGGGAAGGAGAGAAGGGAGAAGAUCUGUAGGAUUGAG